Messenger RNA from Nicotiana tabacum (common tobacco), 2996 nucleotides. Its product is annotated as pentatricopeptide repeat-containing protein At1g69290-like. Gene Ontology annotation, molecular function: protein binding. The record is from RefSeq and is a predicted model, not a curated record. NCBI's taxonomy places the organism in Eukaryota, Viridiplantae, Streptophyta, Magnoliopsida, Solanales, Solanaceae.
GGGCUUCGCCUUAUACAGCAUUUCUCUCGAUCGACACAGUGAGCAAGAAUGUGGAGAAGAGCUUUCUGUAUUCUCUCACAAAGACCCUUUUCUUCACAACCUGAAAUCCCCACUUUGUAUUCUUUUCUCCAACCUUCAAUUUUCUCCUUAAAAAGAACACAACCACCUUCUUCUACAACCCCAACAAAACCCCAAGACCAAACCCCACUAACCUUAACACAAGAACAUAAAUCCAAUCUUGAAUCCACUCUUCAAAAUUCCAUAAACACCGACAACACAGAUGAAGCGUGGAAAUCAUUCAAGACUCUUUCAAAUUAUUCAGCUUUCCCAAGUAAGUCACUUACCAAUUCACUCGUCACUCAUUUGUCAUCAAUAAACGAUACCCAUAACAUAAAAAGAGCAUUUGCAUCUGUAGUUUUCUUGUUAGAGAAGAAACAAGAAUUGUUACAGCCUGAAACUGUACAUGUUCUGUUGAAAUCAAUGAGAGAUGCUAACACUGCUGCCCCUGCUUUUGCAUUGGUUAAGUCUAUGUUCAAGAACAGAUUUUUCAUCCCUUUUAGUCUCUGGGGUGAUGUUCUUGUCGAGAUUUGUAGGAAAAAUGGUAACUUUAGUGGGUUUUUACAAGUUUUCAAUGAGAAUUGUAGGAUUGCUAGUGAUGAGAAGUUGAAUUUCUUGAGACCUAGUUUGGCAGCUUGUAAUGCUGCACUAGAAUGUUGUUGUCGUGAGCUCGAAUCGAUAACCGAUGCGGAGAAGGUGGUGGAGACCAUGUCGGUUUUGGGUGUUAGGCCUGAUGAAUGUAGUUUUGGGUUGCUAGCUUAUUUGUAUGCAUUAAAGGGUCUUAAUGAAAAAAUAGUUGAGUUAGAAGGUCUAAUACGAGGAUUUGGUUUCACGGAUAAAGGGGUUUUUCGUAGUAGUUUGGUUAGCGGGUUUGUAAAGUGUGGUAAUUUGGGGUUUGUUUCAGCAACUAUUCUUCAAGGUUUAAGAGAAACGGGUGGACAAGGUUUAUGUUUUGGAGAAGGAACUUAUAGUGAAUUAGUAAGUGGAUUUCUUCAAAACGGGAGCAUAAUCGAUUUAGCUACUUUGAUUGGUGAAACUCAGACUUUGGAAUCUCCAUCAGUGAUUGUUGAGAGAUCUGUUGGAUAUGGCAUUAUCAAUGCUUGCGUUAGUCUCGGGUUAUUGGACAAGGCACAUAUGAUAUUUGAUGAAAUGAAUGCUCAGGGGGCUUCUUUAGGUCUUGGAGUCUAUGUGCCAAUAUUGAAGGCUUAUUGCAAAGAGCAAAAAACAGCUGAAGCUGCUCAAUUGGUGACAGACAUUAGCAGUUUAGGCCUCCAAUUAGAUGUUGCUACCUAUGAUGCUCUAAUUGAAGCGUCAAUGUCAUGCCAAGAUUUUCAGUCUGCAUUUUCUAUUUUUAGGGACAUGAGAGAAGCAAGAAUACCUGACUUGCAAGGGAGUUAUUUGACAAUCAUGACUGGUUUAACAGAAAGCCAUCGACCUGAGCUCAUGGCCGCUUUCUUAGAUGAUAUUGUUGAGGAUCCUAGAAUUGAAAUUGGAACACAUGAUUGGAAUUCCAUCAUUCAUGCCUUCUGCAAGGCUGGACGGCUAGAAGAUGCAAGGAGGACUUUCAGGAGAAUGACCUUCCUUCAGUUUGAACCAAAUGAGCAGACAUAUCUUUCUCUAAUAAAUGGAUAUGUGACAGCGGAGAAGUAUUUCAAUGUUUUGAUGCUGUGGAACGAAGUGAAAAGGAAGGUUUCGACGGAAGGGGAGAAGAAGUUUAAACUAGAUAAUAGCUUGGUCGACUCAUUUCUGUAUGCGUUAGUCAAAGGGGGCUUCUUUGAUGCUGUAAUGCAAGUGGUGGAGAAAUCUCAAGAGAUGAAGAUAUUUGUUGAUAAAUGGAGAUAUAAACAAGCAUUCAUGGAGAAACAUAAGAAGCUCAGAGUUUCAAAGUUAAGAAGGAGAAAUCGCAGUAAAAUGGAUGCACUUAUUGCUUUCAAGAAUUGGGCUGGUUUGAGUGCUUGAUGGGACACAUAUCUGUUGCUUGCCAAUACUCAACUUAACGUCAAAGGCUAAUGUCAAAGACACAGCAAGCGGCAAAUAGCUUUUCAGGAAACUCGCUUGCUAAUAUUAUGGGUUGCAGAGCCUUUAGCAGAAGACAGAGAUCAAAGAUGUAUUAUUCUUGCCAAACCAUAUGGAAAGUUCGAUCUAACUUCCAAGAAGCAGAAUUAUGCUUUGGGUAAAACACCAUUCUAGUCGAGCUAAAAGCUGCAAAAGCACUCUAGAAGUUGCUAUAUCAUGAAACCUUUCUUAUUAGUUGUAACACAAUUGUAUAAAAAUUUGCCUUUUCUCUCAGCCGGAGAAAUUGGCAUAGCGAGACCAGAAGUUGGGAAAGAAAUACCCCUGUGCUUGUAGAAAAACUCAACAAAUUGUCUAAUUUACUUACAAAUGCAUAACAUCCUUGGUUGGUUCAUCAAUCUCCACCAGCUCCUUUUGAUGCUGUUACUGGCCAAAAUGUGUAUUGUCAGAAUAUUUGUUAUUCAACUCUUGAAUAGGUGUCACAGAUAUCUGACGAGGAGCUUCUUUUGCUAGUACAAAUUGACUCUUGUCUGCUAUUAAAAUUGUUUGAUGAUAUAGAUGCCCUUGUGUUAAGCUGUUUUGUUGGGAUUCCAAGAUAGCAAGUGGGGGAUCAAUCAUGUGCUAUGUAUGGACAUUGGACAUGAUUCUUCUUUAGUUGCAUUGGCUGUUGCUGUAUUUGUGUCCAAAAGGGAAAAGCUAACGAAAAUUCAACUUUUGGUUCUUUGUUAGCAUGACUGUUGAGAGCUGUUACUGAUUUAUUUGUGUUUGUUUUGCGUAGGAAUGUAGGUAGAAGUAAUUGAUGUUCAUCUUCAAUCUAGUUAUGCUGAUUGCUAUGAUUUAAUUGUUGUGCUUGAACAGCCUUCUUCCUGUAGAAAUGAUUUUUAGCUACCAUAAUUGAGUAGUGGUAUUUGAAUUUUGUUUUCUUU